CGUAACUCGCCCCGCCACGAAUGAUUGUUGAUUAUUGAUGAUUGCUACGGACUACUCCUUGCAUUAUUAUUAGAGUUUAUAUUGUGCACCGUCUAGUCUACACAGUAUCCGGUAUACAGAGUGGCCACUGGUGUGUCUAUUUCCAGAUCCAUAGAUCCAUAGAUCCAUAAGAUCCCUCCCCCGCGACCUUCGCCACGCAACAUGAGCGAGGACCGACAGGUCGACAUGAAGAUCGAUCCCGCCCGAGCCAAGUCCCUGAUCGCCGCCCUCCAAGGCGUGUCGGAGCGCAUCACCCACGCCGCCCAGGGCCGCACGGUGCGUCUCGUCGCCGUGUCAAAGCUGAAGCCGGCGUCUGAUAUCUUGGCCUUGUAUGAGGGCGCCACCAAGCAGGAGCAUUUCGGCGAGAACUAUGCCCAGGAGUUGCUGGAGAAGGCAGAGCUGCUGCCGCGGGAGAUCAAAUGGCAUUUCAUUGGUGGCUUGCAGAGCAACAAAUGCAAAGCCCUAACCUCCCAAAUCCCCAACCUCUUCUGCGUCUCCUCAGUCGACAGCGCCAAGAAAGCCACGCAGCUCGACAAAGGCCGCGCCGAGCUGCUCCUCACCCACCCGGAAAUAACCUCUCCUCUACACAUCCACAUCCAAAUCAACACAUCGGGGGAAGCCUCGAAAUCUGGCAUCGCGCCGGGGCCCGACGCGCUCAGCCUCGCUCAGCACAUCAUUAAUUCCUGUCCGCACCUCAAGCUCGUCGGCCUGAUGACGAUCGGGGAUAUCGGCCGGAGCCACGCGGUGGGGAAAGGGGAAGAGAAUGAGGAUUUCAGAAGACUGGUAGAGGAGCGGGAAAGGUUGGAGAAGGAACUCGGCAUGGACUUGGAGUUGAGUAUGGGUAUGAGUGAGGAUUUCGAGGCUGCCGUGAGGAUGGGAAGUGGGGAAGUGCGUGUCGGCUCGACUAUCUUUGGUGCUCGACCGCCGAAGAACGAAGCUAGGGUUUAG
Messenger RNA from Amorphotheca resinae ATCC 22711, 987 nucleotides. RefSeq lists its product as hypothetical. The record is from RefSeq and is a predicted model, not a curated record. Lineage: Eukaryota; Fungi; Ascomycota; Leotiomycetes; Helotiales; Amorphothecaceae. Gene Ontology annotation, cellular component: intracellular anatomical structure. Gene Ontology annotation, molecular function: pyridoxal phosphate binding. The transcript has 4 exons. The coding region runs from base 202 to 987 and encodes 261 amino acids.